AUGGAGGCCAGGGCAGUGGGUGAGGCCGAGGAGGACGCCGGAGCGGGCUCGGGGUCGGAGGCGGAGGAGGACGCGCUCUGGGAGCGGAUCGAGGGCGUGCGGCACAAGCUGACGCGCGCCCUGAACCCCGCCAAGCUCACGCCGUACCUGCGCCAGUGCCGGGUCAUCGACGAGCAGGACGAGGAGGAGGUGCUGAGCACCUACCGCUUCCCGUGCCGCGUCAACCGCACCGGGCGCCUGAUGGACAUCCUGCGUUGCCGUGGCAAGAGGGGCUACGAGGCUUUUCUGGAAGCCCUGGAGUUCUACUACCCAGAGCACUUCACGCUGCUCACGGGCCGGGAAGCUGCCCAGCGCUGCUCCAUGAUCCUGGAUGAGGAGGGGCCGGAAGGCUUGACCCAGUUCCUGAUGACCGAGGUGCGGCGCCUGCGGGAGGCUCGAAAGAGCCAGCUGCAGCGGGAGCAGCAGCUGCAGGCCCGCGGCCGGGUGCUGGAGGAGGAGCGGGCAGGGCUGGAGCAGCGGCUGCGGGAGCAGCAGCAGGCCCAGGAGCGCUGCCAGCGGCUGCGGGAGGACUGGGAGGCGGGCAGCCUGGAGCUGCUGCGGCUUAAGGACGAGAACUACAUGAUCGCCAUGCGCCUGGCACAGCUCAGCGAGGAGAAGAACUCGGCCGUGCUGCGCAGCCGGGACCUGCAGCUGGCGGUGGACCAGCUCAAGCUCAAGGUGAGCCGGCUGGAGGAGGAAUGCUCCCUGCUGCGAAGGACUCGGGGGCUGCUCUCCGGGGCCGAGGAGAAGGAGAAGGAGCCGGACAGUGUGGACCUUGUCUCUGAGCUGCAGGCUGAGAACCAGCGGCUGACGGCGUCUUUGCAGGAGCUGCAGGCGGGCUUACAGCAGGAGGCCAGCCGGCCGGGGGCCCCGGGCUCAGAGCGCAUCCUUCUGGACAUCCUGGAACAUGACUGGCGGGAGGCGCAGGACUGCAGGCAGGAGCUGUGCCAGAAGCUGCAUGACGUGCAGGGCGAGCUGCAGUGGGCAGAGGAGCUGCGGGACAAGUACCUGCAGGAGAUGGAGGACCUGCGGCUGAAGCACCGCACGCUGCAGAAGGACUGUGACCUGUACAAGCACCGCAUGGCCACCGUCCUGGCCCAGCUGGAGGAGAUCGAGAAGGAGCGGGACCAGGCCAUCCAGAGCCGGGACCGGAUCCAGCUGCAGUACUCGCAGAGCCUUAUCGAGAAGGACCAGUACCGCAAGCAGGUGCGGGGCCUGGAGGCCCAGCGGGACGAGCUGCUGACCACGCUCACCAGCCUGGAGGGCACCAAGAGCCUGCUGGAAGCCCAGCUGCAGCGGGCCCAGGGCAGCACCUGCCUCAAGGCCUGUACCUCCUCCCACUCCCUGUGCUCCAACCUCAGCAGCACCUGGAGCCUGAGCGAGUUCACCUCCCCGCUAGGGGGCUCAGACACAGCAGGAGAGGCGGCCGUCACCGGGGGAUCUGAGCCCCACACCUCGGAAGAGGCUGCAGACAGCGAGAAGGAGAUCAACCGUCUCUCCAUCCUGCCCUUCCCUCCCAGCGCCGGCUCCAUCCUUCGCCGACAGCGGGAGGAGGACCCUGCUGCGCCUGCUAAGAGGUCCUUCAGCAGCAUGUCUGACAUCACAGGGAGUGUGACACUGAAACCCUGGUCCCCCGGCCUUUCCUCGUCCUCAUCCUCCGACAGCGUGUGGCCUCUGGGAAAGCCGGAUGGCCCUCUGGCCCGGGGCUUGGAUCUCUUCAACAGGUCGUUGGCCAUCCGGUUGUCGGGCUGGAACCCCCCAGGGGGGCCUGAACCUCAAGACAAAAGUCUAGACAGCCUGUCACUCCUUGGGGACAGCUGGUCCGGGUCCGUGGUGCGGCGGGUGCUUUCUGGGCCCGGGUCAGCAAGGACCGAACCUGGAGAGCCAAGGACUGAUGGCGCUGGCCUGGAAGGGGCAUGCCUGGAUGCUGAGGCCCAGCAGAGACCCUCACCCUGGAGCCAGGGGUCCACACUCCCCUACCUCGUGGACCCGAAGGCCUUCCAGUCCUUCCAUGAGGCCCUGGAUGCCUGGGUGAAGGGGUUGAACACUGAGCCUUUCUACAUUCGAGCCAACCUGACCCUGCCUGAACGGGCAGACCCCCAUGCCCUGUGCGUGAAAGCCCAGGAGAUUCUGCGCCUGCUAGACCCCGCCUACAAACGGCGGCAGGAGUGGUUCUGCACCCGCGUGGACCCCCUGACCCUGCGGGACCUGGACCGAGGCACCGUGCCCAAUUAUCAGAGAGCCCAGCAGCUCCUGGAAGUUCAGGAAAAAUGCCUGCACUCCGGUCGGCACCGAAGCCCCCGCAGUAAUCUAAAGAAGCGAGCCCUAGAUCAACUCCGGCUGGUGAAGGCCAAGCCUUUGGGGGGUCCUGCCGGGGAACCCCCGGAACAGAUGCUGCUGGAGCCCUGCUCAGAGCCAGAGCGGAGCCUCAAACCUUACAGCCUGGUGCGCCCCCUGCUCGUGUCUGCCCCGCGGCCCGUGGUCCUCUUGCCCGAGUGCCUGGCGCCCCGGCUCAUCAGAAACCUGUUAGACCUGCCCAGCUCCCGGCUGGACUUCCACGUGUGCCCAGCGGAAAGCCUCUCUGGAGAGGAACAGUGCGUGUCCUCGGCACCCGGAGCCCCCAAGGCCCGGCCUGCCACCCCCGGCCUGGGCAGCAGGAUCCGCACCAUCCAGGAGAAUGUGGGGAAGAAGCACUGCCUGUUGGAGCUGGGGAUUCGGGGCGUGCGGGAGCUGGUCCUGAGUGAGAUCUACCCCAUAGUCAUCCACGUGGAGGUGACGGAGAAGAAUGUCCGAGAAGUCAGGGGCCUGCUGGGCCGGCCGGGCUGGCGGGACUCGGAGCUGCUCCGCCAGUGCCGUGGCUCCGAGCAGGUGCUAUGGGGGCUGCCCUGCUCCUGGGCGCAGGUGCCCCCCAGCGCGUGGACGCACGCGGAGGAGUUGGCCAAGGUGGUGCGUGGCCGCAUCCUGCAGGAGCAAGCGCGCCUCGUGUGGGCUGAGUGUAGUGGUGGUGCCACAGGGCGCGGCGGCAGCAGCGAGGCCUGA
This is a messenger RNA of Elephantulus edwardii (Cape elephant shrew), 3078 nucleotides long. RefSeq names its product caspase recruitment domain family, member 10 (gene CARD10). The transcript is spliced from 21 exons. Gene Ontology annotation, biological process: regulation of apoptotic process. The record is from RefSeq and is a predicted model, not a curated record. Lineage: Eukaryota; Metazoa; Chordata; Mammalia; Macroscelidea; Macroscelididae. Bases 1 to 3078 code for a protein of 1025 amino acids.